Brugia malayi is the source of this 2610-nucleotide messenger RNA. RefSeq names its product Protein kinase domain containing protein. The record is from RefSeq and is a predicted model, not a curated record. NCBI's taxonomy places the organism in Eukaryota, Metazoa, Nematoda, Chromadorea, Rhabditida, Onchocercidae. Gene Ontology annotation, molecular function: ATP binding; protein serine/threonine kinase activity. The transcript has 16 exons. Bases 1 to 2610 code for a protein of 869 amino acids. Gene Ontology annotation, biological process: peptidyl-serine phosphorylation; intracellular signal transduction.
AUGAUGAAUUUUAACUGGGCCAAUGAAUUAGCAAAAAAUGCGUUAAAAACGGCUCAAAAACGUAUCGAUUCCGUGCUUGAUAUUGCCCCAGGAGAUGAAGCAGAAAAUGAUGAGGACGCUAGUGGUAUAAUAAUUUCUUCUGAAAAUGAAACGCUGGAACAUGGGAAGCAAUCCGAACAUCAUGAAAAUUGGGAAGAAGCAAAUUCUUCAUUCACUUCUGCAUACGAUGGAACUUCAGGCGUUGAAGUUGUGGAUUCUGAACCUAAUCCUAUUCGUGAUAGUCACCAUGCUGGAUUAUUACCGCAUUCACCGUGUUCGAAUUCUCCGGAAGAAGAGUUGGUGUGUAGUGGAGAAGAGCAUGGAGAGGAGCAAGAUGCCUUACGUCUAAACGAUACCGAAAAACAUAAGGAUUCACAUCUUUUAGAGUCAACUGUUUACGAAGAUACCAAGCAUUUUGUUGCGGGAAAUUCAUCCUAUAGGAACGAUAAGCAUCAUGAUGAUACCUUGACACUUAUAUCAAGUGACUUCGAAGUACUUCGUCAAAGUGAUUCUUGCUCGAUGGCAAGCAGUGUACCGCCAAAAACUCUCUCCGUUUCGUCACCAGAUGCAACAGUAGAAACUUGCCAGCAGGCAAAAGAAGAAAGCGAUAAUAAUUUGACUGGCAAGCAGCAAACUCAUGCUGAAACAGCUCAUUUGAGGACACAAAUUCAGUAUCAGGAAAGACGAAUUCGUGAUCUUCAAUUCCAGAAUCAAAGACUAGAAGCAAAAUCCAAAGAAUUGCUUGCUCUAAAAGCGAUGCGAACACAGCAGAGCACAACAGAAGCAAAACUUCUGAAGAAACUGAACGAGAAAGAAACGAAAUUAGCAGAUCUUCUACAUGAAGGUGAAAAAUUAGCUGAAAUGAAUGGAAAAUUGACGAAAGAGCUAAAAAGACUUAGAGCCAGCCUCGCCGAACACGAGCAGUUAGCAAAAAAAAGUAGCGAGGCAGAAACUGAUCGAGAUCUGGCUCGUGAUGAAGCGCGAACUCUUGCAACAGAAGUUACAAAAUUACGGACCAUGAUCAAAUCUUUGGAAAGUAAUUUGGCGGAAUUAAAAGUAACAAAUGAAGGUUUAACAAGUGAUUUAAAGAGGAAGGACGAUAAGAUUAAUAAACUGCUAGCAGAUGUUCAGCAGUCAGAAGCAAGUCGAGAAUUAGCUCACGAAGAAUUGAAGAGACUGGGAGCUGCCUUUGAGGAGGCUUCGAUCAAAGUUAAGCAAAAAGAAAUGUCGUCAAAGAGUAUCGAAGAGAUCACUCGAGGUUUAAAUGCAGAUCUUGAAGAAGAGAAAAAGAAAAAUGAACAGCAAUCAACCUACAUAGACUCGCUGGAAAAGAGACUUGGUGAAAUGAUGGAAGCAAAUCAGAAUAAUGCUGAGAUGAUUGCUAAUGUUAGUGCUCCGUUACUGGAAUCGAUACAGCAUUUAGAAGAAAAAGUUUCGGCAAAGGAUAAGGAAUACGAACAAACUAUAUGCGAAAAAGAAGUAAUUAUAAAUGCACUGAACUCGGAAAAAGGACACAUUGAAAUUGAAAAUGAAGAAACAAAAAAAGAAAACGAAAAGGAUGACAAGAAUAUUAAUGCUGAAAAUAUGACAUGUCAUUCUGAUACUAUCAAUGAUUCGAGGCAGCUAUCAGGAAGUGAGGAGAAAUUGAAAGAAAUGAGGACACGAUCAGAUUUUAUAUUUUUAAAUGAAAUUGGUGAAGGAUCAUUUUCUACGGUAUAUCAUGUCAGGGAAAGAAGUACUGGAAGAGAAUUGGCAGCAAAAGUAUGCUUCAAAAAGCAAAUAAUUCGUGAAAAAAAAAUCGAUUAUAUAUUUCGGGAGAAGGAAGCUCUGAUACGAUUAUCGAACAGUGAUGGGAAGCAUCCAUUCCUGGCACAAGUCAUGUGCACAUUUCAGGAUAUUGAAAAUCUUUAUAUCAUAAUGACUUUGGCAAAGAAAGGUGAUUUAUUGAAAUUAAUGCGAAAAUCAGGCGGAAGAUUUGAUUUGAACUUGACACGAUUUUAUGCCAGUGAAAUUGUUGUAGCGCUGGACCAUAUACAUUCGUUGAAGAUAAUUCAUCGUGACCUGAAGCCGGAAAAUAUUCUAAUCUCUGAGACAGGUCAUAUUCUUGUUUCUGAUUUUGGUUCUGCUAAAAUUCUUGAUCGCGCAAAACCAACUAGACAAAUGAAUAGGCCAGAGAGUCAAAAGCGACGAGGUUCUUUUGUUGGCACGGCGCAAUUCGUUAGUCCAGAAGUUUUAAAAGGUGAACCAGUACAACAGGCUUGUGAUUACUGGGCUUUGGGUGCCAUCAUUUAUCAAAUGCUUACUGGUAAGCAUGCAUUUCAUGACAUAUGUGAAUAUCUCAUUUAUCGACGAGUUAUGAAUGCUACAUAUAAGAUUCCGGAUAAUUUUCCUGAAGUUGCGGCAAGUAUUGUGAGGAAAUUUCUAGUUGUAAAAGUGAGAGAUCGUUUGGGUUCUGUCGAGUCCGGUGGAGCUGAAGCUGUGAGGAAAGAACCGUUUUUCAAUGAUAUCCAAUGGGAUCGAAUUACGGAAAUCGAAGUACCGCAAGUGCAAUUCAGUUCCGAAGAAUGUUGA